CACGCACUGUUUGAGGCAUAAAUGACUAAAUUCAAAAGUUUGAUUAGGCGGUGAUCUUAAUUGCAGCCUCGAGAACCACACCCCAAGUUUAAUAGCAAUUUCCCCCAAGUACCCCCUCCAUCCUCUCUGCCUUUCUAUUUCCUCUCUCAUUCUUCCCAAAUGAAAAAUGUCGGAGCCCUAGCAGAAUGAACGAUUCGACGAUUGGCAAAUACCUCUAUCCGAUCAUCCUGCAUCAUCACUGAAAUUGACGAUCCCCACAAGGAGCACUUGGAAACCCACGGAAAUUUAUCCGUUGUCUGCGAAGGAACUGCCAGAGUUGACUGUUUUCUUGCGGAGUGUUCAAAGCGUUGCAGAUCGGGAGUCCGCUAAAAUAAAAAGUACGUUGACCAUGUGGUAUAAAGUAUGAUUCGUUUACUUCGGUUUACUUCAUCUUGACUGGCCCGUUUGCUUUUUAUACCAUAGCUGCAUCUGUAGUAUGCUCACCCUCUUUGUUUGCGCCUUUGGAUUAUGUGACUGUUUUAUAGUUUGCUGCUUUGAGUGAUGUUUACUUUUGGAUUAUUCUCUGUGUGGUCUGUUCAUGCGGCCCAAUUUUAGGUGUUGACUACAAAACUUGGCUGUGAAACAUUUGUGUUUUUUCAUAAUUAUGGUUAUUUUUUGUUUUUAACCCGAUGGAGACUGCUAUGGCUUACCGUCAAUGGCUGGCAGUUGGUGGAGUUAGACCUGCAUUUUUUUGAAUCAUUAAAGACAUAUACAGGAUGAGAACGCCAACAAUUAGGUACACCAGCAUAGUUAUGAUGCUAGAGGACAUCAUGCAAAUGUAUCGGGAUGAGACAAUGAUACUGGUGCAUCGCUACCUCAACGGUCGAACGAAGCGUACGCGGCAUAGGAUACUGGAACACGCCAGGCGUUACAGCUUGAUCAAUAAGGUGCCCGCUCAACUAGAACACUUGGACAGACUCAUCCAUCUAACAGAUACAGAUUGCAUAGAUAGCCUCCGAAUGGACCGCAAUACGUUCGGAAAGCUUUGCCGCAUCCUCCAUGGUCGGGGUGGGUUACAGAUUGGGUUGUCUAGGUGCCCUUGACGGCACACACAUCAGCAUAUUGGUGAGCAACUCUGACAAACUCCGUUAUCGUACUCGUAAAGGGACUAUUGCUACCAACGUGUUAGCCGCGUGCGACCGAGACAUGCAGUUCGUGUACAUCUUACCUGGGUGGGAGGGUUCGGCGGGUGAUUCUCGUGUGCUAAGGGAUGCCGUGUCUAGAAACAACGGCUUCAGGGUUCCACAAGGUUGUUAUUAUUUAGGCGACAAUGCAUACGCUAAUAGCCCCGGAUUCUUAACACCUUACAAAGGGGUCCGCUACCACCUCAAGGAAUGGGGCGUUGGAGAUCAAGCUCCACAGGAACCCAAAGAAAUAUUUAACAUGCGCCACAGUAAGGCUAGAAAUGUUAUUGAGCGAGCCUUCGCAGUGCUGAAGAUGCGUUGGGGGAUUCUAAGAAGUCCAUCAUUUUACCCAAUUCAAACCCAAAUCAGCAAAUGUUGCAACGCUUCGGAAAACUUGAUGGCAUUCCCGAGUGCAUGUGUGGCUCGGGGAAGAUGGUGCUGCGUUGUGCAGGUAAACAAGCAAUUAACUCGGGUAGGUAUUACCUCAAAUGCCCGGAAGAUCUCAACCACCCUGGAUCAUUUAUGUGGUGUGAUGAGUACAUCAGAGGGAGGGAUGAAAGGUCUACACUCGAUGAGCGUGAAGCCACUUCACGAUUGGGCAAGGAUUUGGCUAAUGCACCCGUUGGAUCAGCCUCUGCCGCCCGACGUGACCACUGUUGCACCGUCAAUGCAAAAGGAGAUGUGUGUAACAUCUUAUUAAUUGGAUUUAGUGCGGUCGUGUUAGUUGUUGUGGGAAUUUUUAUCGGGAAGAUAAUUUAAAAACUAUGCUCCUUACGAGUGCACCCCGAGCUAUGGGCAUUUUAUAUGACGGACUACCUAGUUUGUAAACAUAUAUAAUAUCAUCGCAAACCUUAUGUUUCGUUAA
Molecule: messenger RNA, 2028 nt
Organism: Salvia splendens (bonfire salvia)
Lineage: Eukaryota; Viridiplantae; Streptophyta; Magnoliopsida; Lamiales; Lamiaceae
Product: protein ALP1-like
Exons: 4
Coding region: 1039-1863 (274 amino acids)
Source: RefSeq, a predicted model, not a curated record